UUGGUUAUGGAUCCCUAAAGAAUUUCAAUACCUUUUCAGGUAAGCAACAUGAAGAAAGCAGUGGUGGCAGGAGGAAAGGAGUCGCGUGGUACUAGUGUGAGUGGGAUACGACGGGAACUGAUGCGGAUGCCAAAUGCUAAUCAAGUAGAUAGAUCCGCCCAUUACGGCGUCCAAGAUAAUGAUGAUUUUAUAUCAUCAGAAUCAGAUAGACAAUUGCUUCUUAUCAAGCAACAGGACGAGGAGUUGGAUGAGCUUAGUGCAAGUGUAGAGAGAAUUGGUGGUGUUGGACUUACAAUACAUGAUGAACUCGUUGCACAGGAGAAAAUUAUAGAUGGAUUGGGCUUGGAAAUGGACAGUACAUCAAAUCGUCUUGAUUUUGUUCAGAAAAAAGUGGCCAUGGUCAUGAAAAAAGCUGGAGCCAAAGGCCAGAUUAUGAUGAUUUUGUUUCUGGUGGUUCUGUUCAUCAUUCUAUUUGUUCUUGUCUUCUUGACCUAGGAUGUAGGAAGGAAUCAGCAUCAUAUAUUCGUUCAUGGGAGAAGGAUAUCUUUGGAGUAAUCAUGAUACAAAAUUACUGGUGUAAUAUAUAUGGAUCUGUUGAAUUUGUGGGAUCUUAAUUCUUCAAGUUUUCACCAAUUUUUUGAACUUCACUGUAAUUUUCCUUUUCUUUCAGAUAUUGAGUUGAGUUACAAUAUAAAGUCUGGGUUAUUCGUAUAGCUUCCA
This is a messenger RNA of Carica papaya (papaya), 720 nucleotides long. NCBI's taxonomy places the organism in Eukaryota, Viridiplantae, Streptophyta, Magnoliopsida, Brassicales, Caricaceae. The record is from RefSeq and is a predicted model, not a curated record.